CUCUUCCACCCUGAGGAGUUACUCCCCCCACCAGGGCCAGCCCUGGGCCAGGUACACAGAGGCAGGAGGCACCCCUUAUGGUGCAGAGUCCAGCAAGAUACAACCCCACACUGAAGAGGGCGGAAACAGACAGGCGGGCUCCCCUUUACCCAGCUGGGCAACUGCCCAUUGGGCAGAUAGGGCCUGUUGGAACCGCCCACCUUCCACUCUCAUAAGAAUGCCCCAGGGUCCCGCCUGGGUUACUGUUGAGGCCACAGCAGCAUCAUGGCAGACCUCUCCACGUUCCUGACGACUCUGAUCCUUCUAGGAGUGGCCCUAUGUGCGGCACAGCCCCGCGGCCGGAUCCUGCGCGGCGAAGAAGCCAAAUCUCACGAGCGGCCCUACAUGGCCUCGGUGCAGGUGAACGGCACACACGUGUGCGGCGGCUUCCUGGUGGCUGAGCAGUGGGUGCUGAGCGCAGCGCACUGUCUGGAGGACGCGACCAACGAGACGAUGCAGGUGCUCCUGGGCGCACACUCACUCUCGCAGCCUGAGCCAUCCAAGCACCUGUAUGGUGUGCUCCGAGCUGUGCCCCACCCUGACAGCCGGCCAGAUACCAUCGACCACGAUCUCCUGCUGCUGCAGCUGUCUGAGAAUGCCACUCUGGGCCCCGCCGUGAAGCCCCUGCCCUGGCAGCGCGAGGACCGCGAAGUGGCAGGGGGCACGCUCUGCGACGUGGCCGGCUGGGGCGUGGUCAGCCACACCGGCCGCCGGCCCGACCGCCUGCAGUACUUGCUCCUGCCGGUGAUGGACCGUGCCACCUGCAACCUGCGCAGGUACCACGACGGCACCAUCACUGAGCGCAUGAUGUGCGCAGAGAGCAACCGCCGGGACACCUGCAAGGGCGACUCCGGGGGCCCGCUGGUGUGCGGCGGCGUGGCCGUGGGCGUGGUCACCUCGGGAUCCCGUGUGUGUGGCAACUACAAGAAGCCUGGCAUCUACACUCGUGUGGCGAGCUAUGCCGCCUGGAUCGACAGCGUGAUUUCGGGGGGAGUGGCCUCCUGAGGAGACACUGAGGGGCGGGGUCACAAGGAGUAAUAAAGUCAUUCACUCCCUCAUCCCAUCA
Molossus molossus (Pallas's mastiff bat) is the source of this 1105-nucleotide messenger RNA. RefSeq names its product complement factor D (gene CFD). Gene Ontology annotation, molecular function: serine-type endopeptidase activity. Gene Ontology annotation, biological process: proteolysis. The record is from RefSeq and is a predicted model, not a curated record. The transcript is spliced from 5 exons. Lineage: Eukaryota; Metazoa; Chordata; Mammalia; Chiroptera; Molossidae. Bases 265 to 1044 code for a protein of 259 amino acids.